UCAUACCUGUGUUCCUGUUCCUGUGACUAGUCCGUGGAUCCACUUUUCCAAGGAGCGUAGAGAAAGCCGCGGAAUCUCUACUGGUACAGCAGCGACGGCUCUUUACCCACCAGAGUAUCUUGAGCCGCAGCCGUUUCAACUUUCGCUUUUUGAGGCAAGAAGACACUAACCGCUGUCUUGCAGGGCCCAUGAGUCUUGCGACCAACCCAAAUCACGUGACUCCGGAGCCCAGUGGCUUAAGACUGUUACCCUGACAACUGCCGGGGCCCGGGCAGACUUUCCGGCAGAGCGCGGAAUUCGGAGGCGAAGUGUUUCCAGUGUUGUAAAUACUUUGGAAUGUUUACUUUGGGAAGUGAAAAUUUUUGAGUAUGGCUCACUAUUCCAAAGACCUGGAUGAAGAGUUUGAACAGUUUAUCAAAGAGCUUUCAGAUGAUUCUUUUGAAAAUUCAAACAAAAUGCCUGGACAACCUAAAAAAGAAGUGAAAAAGAAAGAUACACUGCCAUGGUGGAUAACUGAAGAUGAUUUUGAAGAUGGUGGACUGCUUGGAACAAAUGUAAGCUAUUUGAAAACAAAGAAGACUUCCCAGCCUAUUAUGGAAAUAGAAGAGGAAUCUGCUGAAAGGAUUCAGUUUCUCAAGAGCAGUGGAACCUCUCUUAUAAGUAUUGACAGCUUAGAAACAAAUGAGGUAGUAGUUUCUGAGCUCAACCAUAGUGUUCUUGGUUUGGGAUUGGACACAUUUGAAGAACAAGAGGAAAAAGAGCAAUUUUUUGCCAGACUUGAGAAAGGUUUAACAUCUUCCAUUGAUUAUUCAAGAUUGAAUAAGGAAUUGGAUUCUAAUGACUCCACACACUUUAAAGCUUUACAUAGUAAUCAAGCUAAUGUAGAACUAACUGAAGAUAAACAUGAGAAUGAAUCGAAACAUGAAGAAUUGGCAGAAAAUUACAGUGAUGAUUUUGAAGAUGAUGAAGAUACUGAUGCACCUAUGACCUCUAAAGAUAAAGAGACUAAUUCUAAAGAAAAUCCCAAAGCAGGAAAAAUAAAUGCACCCAAACAGGAAGAAGAGAAAACCGGCAUGCUGGCUAAUGUGGUGCUGCUUGAUUCCUUAGACUCUGUGGCAGAAGUCAACUUUGAUGAACAGGAUAGAGCAACAACUAAGCCAAAGGCCCUGCCAGAAAUGACUGAUAAUGAAAUGACAACAGGUGUUUCUUACGGACAAAGCAAUAGUGACAUUGAAGCUCUCCAUCAGGCUUAUUGUCAUAUAGCCCAUUCUUUGGGAGAUGCAGAUGAACAAAGAAUUGAGAGGAGUGCCAUGGAAAAUAUCAAGAGCUCAGUGAAAGGUCAUCUUCAAGAAAAUGAAGAGUCUUCCAAAAACAUCUCUACUACAGAAUCUGAUCUGCCCACAGUAGAGGAGUUGAUGAAACCUAUCAGAAUAGAUUCCUUUGGGAUCAGUGGUGGUUUGGACUUAAAGCCUGUCAGCUAUAAGAAACUGGCUGUUAGUGAAGAAACUGAAAUUGUAAGCCCUUUACCCCUUAAGAUGAAGCCAAAUGUUAUGUCUCAAGAGCCACAAAAUGUGAACCAAUUUUUUGACAAAAAUGAAGAGAAUGUAGUUUUACAAAAGACAACAAUUGAAGAUACAGAUAAUAGCUGUGCAAGAGUAAACACUACUGAAGAACAUAUAGAUAAAAUGUACCUUGAUAUUUUGAGGAAAAAACUAUCUGUUGGUCCUUCAGUAUUACCUCGUGAUGACAAAAUAAAUAAAUCUUUUAGAUCUCAGCUUAGUUCUGGAGAAGAAGGGGGUGUAAUUGGUAAACAGGUACCAUAUAAGAAGGCCAGAAGUGCACCUCCUUUACUUAAAAGAAAACCCCAGAGUGGAUUAUAUGCAUCAGUUAGGAGCUCAGGCUAUGGAAAACCCAGUUCACCAUUUAAGACAUUUUCUACUCUCGAAAAGAAAACUUCGAAGGACAUUAUGAAAAGCAAAAACUUGCGGUCCAUUCCCACCUCAAAUCAAGCUAAGAAAAAAGAUAUCUUAUCUGAAACAAAACUCAUCAAGCCUGCAGCAUUGGGUAAAUCAGCUCCCAAAAGUGAAAGUAGCCUGGCUACUCCUAAGAAGUCUGAAGACUCUACAGAAACUGAUUUUUGUGUUCAGUUACAGAAUGAUUCCUUAGGAUGCUGUGGCGGGAACACAGAGACAGAAUUAAUUAUGUUUAAAAGAGUUCAGGAAGCAGAGGAAAAAUGGAGGGGUGCACAAGCCCUAAUUGAGCAAAUUAAAGUCAUAUUCUCAGAAAAAGAGAGAGAGCUGGAAAAUAAGAUGGAAGAACUAAAGAGGCAACAGGAAAAGGAACUCUUCAAACUGAAUCAAGACAAUUAUAUUCUUCAAACCAAGUUAAAUAGCUUUGGAGAAACAAACAGAAAACAAAGGUGGUUACAUUUUGGAGAAACAACUGAUCCUGUCACUGAAGAAAAAUUGAAGCAAAUCCAAAAAGAAAUACAAGAACAAGAGACACUUCUUCAGGGAUAUCAACAGGAAAAUGAAAAAUUGUAUAAUCAAGUGAAAAACCUCCAAGAACAAAACAAGAAAAAUGAGGAACGAAUGUUUAAGGAAAACCAGAGUUUGUUCAGCGAGUUAGCUUCCUUAAAAGAACAGAUGCAAAAAAGUCAUUUGCUGUCUCAAGCAGUUGAAGAGCCCACCAGAAACCAGAAUUUUACAGAUUUGUUAGCAGAAUUACGUUUGGCACAGAAAGAAAAGAAUAGUUUAUUGGAAGACAUCAAAAGACUGAAGCAAGACAAACAGGCUCUUGAAGUAGACUUGGAAAAAAUGAAGAGAGAGAGAGAUCAAGCCAAAGAUCAGAUUGCUUAUGCCACAGGUGAAAAAUUAUAUGAAAUAAAAAUUUUAGAAGAAACACAUAAACAAGAAAUCAGCCAUCUGCAAAAAAGAUUACAGUGGUAUGCUGAAAAUCAGGAACUUCUGGAUAAAGAUGCAGCUCGGCUUAAAGAAGCAAAUGAAGAAAUUGAGAAGCUCAAACUUGAGGUUGAGAAACUGAAAGCUGAAUCUGGAAAUCCAUCUAUUCAGCAAAAGAUACGUUUAAAAGAUAGAGCAGCUGAUGUCAAAAAAAUUCAAGAUCUGGAGCGACAAGUUAAGGAAAUGGAAGGAAUUCUAAAGAGAAGAUAUCCUAAUUCUUUACCUGCUUUAAUAUUGGCUGCAUCAGCAGCUGGUGAUACAGUGGAUAGAAGUACGGUGGAAUUUAUGGAGAAAAGGAUAAAAAAACUAGAAGCUGAUCUGGAGGGUAAAGAUGAAGAAGCAAAGAAGAGCCUUCGUACCAUGGAACAACAGUUUCAGAAAAUGAAAAUUCAGUAUGAACAGAGGCUAGAGGAGCAGGAGCAGCUACUUGCCUGUAAAUUGAAGGAAGCACCCCAGAACCAACGUGACAACUCCAGGGUUAAAGCACUAGAGAAGGAACUUGAUGACAUUAAAGAAGCCCAUCAAAUCACUGUAAGAAACCUUGAAGCUGAAAUAGACACUCUUAAACAUCAGAAUGCUGAGUUAGAACUCAAGAAAGAUGAUAAAGAUGAUAAAGAUUUCCAGUCUAUAGAAUUCCAGGUGGAACAGGCUCAUGCUAAAGCUAAACUGGUAAGACUCAAUGAGGAGCUGGCUGCAAAGGGGAGAGAAAUACAAGACCUUUCGAAAACUGUGGAGAGGCUUCAGAAGGAGAGGAGAAUGAUGCUAUCUAAGCAGAAUUCUAAGGGAAGGGAGGACAUGACCACAAAAAGGGUGAAGAAAGAUGUUCUGCACCCAGGUAAAGGAAAUGUUAACNNUUUCCCUGGAACCCUGAAUAGCAAGCUUUACCAACCACAUACUUUUACUGAUUCCCAUGUUUCAGAGGUUUUACAAGAAAACUGCAGAUUGAAAAAUGAACUGGAGAAAUUAAUUGUGGAGAGAAAUGAGCUGAAAAUGAAAUCUGAAGUAGCUAUGAACCAAUUUGAAAAUUCCAUAAAAAGGGUCAAGGAAGAUACUGCGGCACACAUUACAUCUCUCAAAGCAUCUCAUCAGAGGGAAGUAGAGAAACUCCUUUGCCAAAACGCAGUAGAAAAUUCUUCUUCCAAAGUAGCUGAACUAAAUCGUAAAAUAGCAACUCAAGAGAUACUUAUAAAACAUUUCCAAAAUCAAGUUAAAGACAUGCAAGAUAAACAAGAGUCUCUUGUUGUUUCUCAAGUUCGAGAAGAAAUCCUGCAGAAAGAGAUUACAAAACUGUUAGAAGAAUUGAGAGAAGCCAAAGAAAGCCAUACACCAGAGAUGAAACAUUUCAUGGGCUUAGAAAAGAAAAUUAAACAGAUGGAAAUGAGACAUAAACAAAGAGAGCAGGAACUUCAACAGAUAAUACAGCAAACACACCAAGUAGUGGAAACGGAGCAAAACAAAGAAAUUGAGAAAUGGAAAAGACUCGCACAGUUGAAGAAUCGUGAGCUGGACAAGUUCCGCACAGAAUUAGACUCAAUAUUAGAUGUUCUCAGAGAGCUGCACCGGCAGGGGGUGGUUGUGCCAGUUUCUUUUGCAGAUGAAGUGAACGCACCAGAGUAUUAUUAGACACUCAGAAUUCAUGUGACUUCCUGGGAACGCCUGAAGAUGGAUAAUGGCUGGGAUUAUGCCAGUGUCGGAAGGAAGCUUUUGAUAACAAGUGUUCCAGUAUUUUGCCAGAAAGCAAACAACACAAAAGCAACAUUUCAGAAUAAAUUGCCCUUAACCAAUAAGAAACAAAAAAACUUUAUGGUAUAUUUUACUGAAAAUCAGUAACUAGUCAUAUUUUAAAUAAUUCAUGAACAAGUCCCUUUAUGUCAGGUGAUUAGUGUUAGAUUUAUCGUAAAAGUUCUCACAUGCUAGAUAUGGAAGGAAAAGAAAAUUGCACGUAUUCUGUCAUUGUUGACUUAAGUGUGUAUUCUCAAUUCUUGGUGCAAAAAAACAGGUCCUCUUAUGGAAACACAGGAAGGAAUAUGAGAGCACAGUGGCUUAGACAGUCACAUUGACAGUCAGUCACCUUAAUAGGAGAGCUUCCGCCAUCAUUUUGAUGAGAAUUGUAACUUCUGUACAAGUAGACAGUGAACUCUUGUGUUCUCCCAGAUUUCUAUUCCUAACUCUAGGUGCCUUAUUUUUGUACUUGAUACAGGUACAAAAUAUAUUUCACAAGUGAAAUAGGUGAAUUUGAUUUAUUCACUGUUUUAAUCUUUCAUGCUACAUGUCUUAAAUGCCAGUUCUUUUCUGUAACUAAGAUUUUAAAACAAUAUUAACAUUUUUACUUUAUUUAAAAAAUAAUUUAUGUCCAUUAGAAAAAACUAAAAGCAUGCAUAAAAGUAGCCAGAUUCUUAUUUUAUUUUAUAAUUCCCAUUUCCAAAAGCAGAUAGUGAGUAUAUAAAAUACUGGUAAGUUAAAGGUAUAGCCAGUUUCUUUCAAAUGUCCUAGCCCCGUUCUGUCCAGUACAUGUACAGUGUGAGCCACAUGUAAUUUCUGAUUUUAUUGUUGCCACAUUUUAAAAGAUUUUUUAAAAGAUGAAACUAAUUUUAGUAAUUUAUGUAAUCUAAUGUAGCCAGAAUGUGAAAGUUGAGUUUUACGUUUUGGUUUGGUUUUUGUUUUUUUCGUACUAAGUUUCUAAAUUCUGAUAUAUUUUACAUUUAUAGCACAUUUCAGUUUGGACUAGACACAUUCUAUGUGCUCAAUAACCACAUGCCAAUAAAUGCAAUUAUAGAAUAAUAAUGACAAAGUGAAUACUUUAUAAAGGACAGGUAAAAUAGAUCUUGGUGAAUAGAUUAUGGGUAGCACAAAAUAGAUUAUGGGUAGCAAACGUGAAAUGUGGAAAUUAAAAUACAAGAAAUACAAUUAAUGUCUUAAUGUCCAACAUUUUUAAUGUCCUUUAACUGAGAGUAGGAAAAAGCAUUAAUUAUACUUUGCUAUUUUUUUAUGUAAAAUUUUAAGUUAUAAACUAUUUUGGUUAUUA
Molecule: messenger RNA, 5985 nt
Organism: Pteropus alecto (black flying fox)
Lineage: Eukaryota; Metazoa; Chordata; Mammalia; Chiroptera; Pteropodidae
Gene: CEP162
Product: centrosomal protein 162
Exons: 28
Coding region: 369-4583 (1404 amino acids)
Biological process (GO): cilium assembly
Cellular component (GO): centrosome; axonemal microtubule; centriole
Source: RefSeq, a predicted model, not a curated record